This is a messenger RNA of Paramecium sonneborni, 355 nucleotides long. NCBI's taxonomy places the organism in Eukaryota, Ciliophora, Oligohymenophorea, Peniculida, Parameciidae. The record is from the annotation of a GenBank genome assembly.
GUUAUGGAGCAGGAAUUGCAUUUUCUAUAUUAGAAUGUAAUGUAAUACAUUAUUUAUUUCAUUAAGAACUUUCCUAACUCUAAUUAUGAAACAAUUAACCAACUUAUAUGUAUACUAAAAAAUUGUUAGGCUAUGCAAAAAUUUAAUUAUUUUUAGAAAAAGUCUUUUAAACUUUUUGAAUUAUACCAUAAAUAUAUAGAGAAAGAAUUAAAAGCCGCAGGUAUAGGGUUGUUUAUAAUGCUUCCUCCCUUACCCAUUAUAUGCGCUUUUUAUAAUAAUCAAAUUUAGAGCCAUAACAAAUGCUUUUUACUUAUUUCUCUCUGAAUGCUAAAAUCAUGUAAAAAAAUAAAAAUGA